GUUCUCCCCGAGUACGACGCGAACUUACGAGUCUCCGGUCUGCUCAAUCGAUUUCCGUGAAUUCUAACGAGUUGUGUUGUAUGCGCGUGUGUGGAGCAGAGCCUGACGUUCAGAGAAAAAUUUUGGUAGUUUUCCAUCCGCACGUCGGAACAAAGCGACACAGUGUAGCGUGGCGCGCAGACGACAACAACAACCUACGGAAACACCCAGCGACAGACGCGGGCAAUCACCACCACCACCACCACCACCAGCAACAGCAGCACGCCAGUCGAUUUCGCGGGCAGAGAAAUAAAAUGGAGCCACCGAGAAUUCUACACUGGGCAGUACCGCGCAGUCUAUCCACUGCACUGCUCAGGUCUAUAAUGACAAGCGAUGACAUCGAGGUCAAGUUUGAACCGUUUGUCAGUCCAUAUUACUUUGGCGAGGAACGCAUAAGUAGGCGGUAUGACGAAGACGAAGAGGUGGUCGGGGACCCGUCCAAGAAGCAAUCGACGUUUGUCGGAGUGAAGAAUUUCUUGGAGGGAGAGAUGAACGAGACGAGCAAGGCGGUGUUCGUGAAGGACAUGGCGUACGCCGUCGUUCAGCGCGGCGACUACGACGAGCUGUUGCCGGAGGGCUACGUGCACACGUUCCAGAUCCGACACCCGGCGCGUGCGAUCGCAUCAAUGCACAAGGCCUCGACGGACAUCGCCCACACGGGAUGGGACCAUUUCGAUGAGUCCGAAGUCGGAUACAAGGAGCUGAGCAUGCUGUUUGAUCACGUCACGAAGGAGCUCGGACAGGAAGCCAUCGUCAUCGACAGCGAAGACCUCGUCCGCAAUCCAGAGUCGAUACUGCAGCAGUACUGCAAGCUGACGGGCCUCACGUACGUUGACACGAUGCUAGACUGGUCCGACUGCCCGGUCGACGAGUCCGUCUUCGGAGCCUGGUUGCCGUGGGUUACGGGCGUGCUCAAGUCGACACGGUUCCACCCGCCGUCGGGCCGCAAGGACUUCGACGUCGCCUCGCUGCCGGAGCCCAUCCAGGCGUGCAUCGAGGACUGCAUGCCCUACUACAACAACCUGCACGCCAAGCGCAUCCGGCCAUAGACGGGCGCCCGCCGCUCAACUCUUCCCCCGUUUUUCUCCCCGCGCGCGCGCGCGCGACUCUCCGUUUUUUUUUGCUGUUGCGGUCGUCUUUUUUUCGAAAGGCGGCCGUGACGGUGCGAUGAUGCUAGUACCUCGUGACCACUACCACGCUCUAUCUCUCUUUCUACGUCUCUCUCCGUCUCUCUCCAUCGCGGCGUAGAAUCCGGAAAGAUCAGAUCGAAGAAGAUGACGGCAUUUAAGAAACCGAUGUGUGUUUACCGUCCCCCCCCCCCCGCGUCCGUUUUUUUCUCUUUCGUCUUUUGUUUCCCCCGUUUUGUAGAUGUGUAUUUCCCUUUGUAGUUAUUUUGUCUCCACCCCCAUCGUUCGUCUUGGGAGGUAUAAGGCUCAGGUAUGUUCUGUGUGUUCCCGAAAAAUUGCACUGCAGUGGUUAACCAUGAAUCGUAACGUGAGUGUAGGUGUGUGUGCGUCUACGUCCGGGACUGUCCUGGUCUAAACUUCGUAACCUCAUUCACCUGGUACACGCAUCGUGUACUGUUCCGGUCCAUGCACACACGUUAGGAUUCCCAGGCAACCUGGAGAAUGAUCUAACGUGGUGUUUGGUCCUGGAAAGUCCUUUAGAAUAGAAACAAACGUCUCGUCUUAUCUAAGAAGCAGUAAAAAAGUGCUUUGGAAAAGUUUUUUCUCGCUAAUCUUUGAUUGGACAGCGUGAGGCACAGGUAUUAUAUUCGGUUAAAAUAGGUUAUUGUAUACGGUUAAAAUCGGUUAUUGUAUUCGGCCAAAAUCGGUUAUUGUAUUUGGCUAAAAUCGGUUAUUGUAUUUGGCUAAAAUCGGUUAUUGUAUUUGGCUAAAAUCGGUUAUUGUAUUUGGCUAAAAGCGGCUAUUGUAUUUGGCUAAAAUCGGUUAUUGUAUUUGGCUAAAAUCGGUUACCGUAUUAGACUAAAAUCGGUUACCGUAUCUGGCUAAAAUGUGCCAAUCACGGGAAAAGGACAUUUCAAGUCCCGGUAACAAUGGUUUUUCCCUGUUGGGUGUACAAAACACGAUGUAUAUAUAUAUGUGUGUGUAUGUCAUAGGGGUGUCGUUGAUUCGCGGGGCACCAGAAUUCGAAGCCGCAAAGUAACGCAUCCCACGUGCUCUCGCGGCGGUGCUACGGACGGAGAGACAGACCCACCCUCGCGACGUACGCCACGUUUUUCUGUUUUUGCAUCUAGAGUUAGAAUAUCGUCCCGGGAGGACGGGGAAAACCCCGUCUCCGUAGUAACUUUGCACUUGUAACUAACAUUCCUUUUUUCGUAGCGGCUGUUCAACCCGAGAAACAAUACGAUCGCGCACGUGGUCAAGUAAAGAGACGCAGCUGGUUGUAACGCACGUACGAUAUGUCUCUGCCUUGUCAGCUAUCCAAUAACUAACAUAACAUGGCUACAUAGUGUGAUAGUAAUGACGUAGUAUUGUUUGAUCGACCAGUAUGUGAGAGGGCUAUACUGACCUAGCGCGUACCGUACCUGGUGGCGCCAUCUAGCGACGGAAUUUUCGUUAACGUGUAAAUAUGGCUAUCACUGCUGUUUACCCCAAGAACCAACUUGGACAAUCUUUCAGCUCUACGAUGAUUGAAUUCAGAGUGUGCGCGAGACGCGCUGCGCUGAUUGGUAAUUUCCACAAAAAUCAAGUCUGUUACGUGAAAAAAUAAAUACCAUCAAAGUAUAAU
This is a messenger RNA of Priapulus caudatus, 2790 nucleotides long. RefSeq lists its product as uncharacterized. NCBI's taxonomy places the organism in Eukaryota, Metazoa, Priapulida, Priapulimorpha, Priapulimorphida, Priapulidae. The record is from RefSeq and is a predicted model, not a curated record. Bases 81 to 1088 code for a protein of 335 amino acids. The transcript has 5 exons.